CUGCUGGAGGACAACAUUGUCACUUUUGUGAAGAAGGAGCUGAAGAAGAUCCAGAAGAUUCUGAGUCAGAGGGAGGAUGAGGAGGAGUUGGAGGGUGAAGAUGAAGAUCAGAGGAGCAGCAAAGAGUCACUGAUGAAGAUCACAGAAAACUUCCUGAGGAGAAUGAAGCAGGAGGAGCUGGCUGAUCGACUGCAGAACAGACCUUCUGCUGCAGUUUGUCGUACUCAAGUCCAAUCUGGGUUGAAGAAGAAGUUCCAGUGUGUGUUUGAGGGGAUCACUAAAGCAGGAAACCCAACCCUUCUGAAUGAGAUCUACACAGAGCUCUACAUCACAGAGGGAGGAACUGGAGAGCUGAAUGAAGAACAUGAGGUCAGACAGAUUGAAGCAGCAUCCAGGAAAGCUGACAGAGCAGAAACAUACAUCAGACAAGAAGAGCUCUUUCAACUCCCAGCUGGAAGACAAGAACCAAUCAGAACCGUGAUGACAAAGGGAGUGGCUGGCAUUGGGAAAACAGUCUUAACACAAAGGUUUACUCUGGACUGGGCUGAAGGCAAAGCCAACCAGAACAUCCACUUCAUAUUUCCAUUCACUUUCAGAGAGCUGAAUGUGCUGAAAGAGGAGAAGUUCAGCUUGGUGGAACUUGUUCAUCACUUCUUCCCUGAAACCAAAGAAGCAGGAAUCUGCAGCUUUGAAGACUUCCAGAUCAUCUUCAUCUUUGAUGGUUUGGAUGAGUGUCGACCUCCUCUGGACUUCCACAAGACUCGGAUCCUAACUGACCCUAGAAAGUCCACCUCAGUGGGUGAUCUGUUGACAAACCUCAUCAGGGGGAACCUGCUUUCCUCUGCUCACCUCUGGCUAACCACACGACCUGCAGCAGCCAAUCAGAUCCCUGCUGAGUGUGUUGACAUGGUGACAGAGGUCAGAGGGUUCAAUGAUCCACAGAAGGAGGAGUACUUCAAGAAAAAAUUCAGAGAUAAAAAACAGGCUAACAAGAUCAUCCCCCACAUCAAGAGAUCCCGAAGCCUCCACGUCAUGUGCCACAUCCCAGUCUUCUGCUGGAUCACUGCUACAGUUCUGGAGGAUCUGCUGAAGAACAGAGAGGGAGGAGAGCUGCCCAAGAGCCUGACUGAGAUGUACAUCCACUUCCUGGUGGUUCAGGCCAAAGUCAAGAAGGUCAAGUAUGAUGGAGGAGCUGAGACAGAUCCUCACUGGAGUCCAGAGAGCAGGAAGAUGAUGGAGUCUCUGGGAAAACUGGCUUUUGAGCAGCUGCAGAAAGGAAACCUGAUCUUCUACGAAUCCGACCUGACAGAGUGUGGCAUCGAUAUCAGAGCAGCCUCAGUGUACUCAGGAGUGUUCACACAGAUCUUUAGAGAGGAGAGAGGACUGUACCAGGACAAGGUGUUCUGCUUCAUCCAUCUGAGUGUUCAGGAGUUUCUGGCUGCUCUUCAUGUCCACCUGACCUUCAUCAACUCUGGAGUCAACCUCAUGGAUGACAAACAAUCGCAAAUCUCUGAACUGAAACAAAUCAGUCCAGUGCAGUUCUACCAGAAUGCUGUGAACAAGGCCUUACAAAGUCCAAAUGGACACCUGGACUUGUUCCUGCGCUUCCUCCUGGGUCUUUCAAUGCAGACCAAUCAGAGUCUCCUACAAGGUCUGCUAACACAGACAGGAAGUAGCUCACAGACCAAUCAGGAAACAGUCCAGUACAUCAAGGAGAAGAUCAGUAAGAAUCUGUCUGCAGAGAAAAGCAUCAACCUGUUCCACUGUCUGAAUGAACUGAAUGAUGGUUCUCUAGUGGAGGAGAUCCAACAGUUCCUGAGGUCAGGACGUCUCUCCACAGAUAAACUGUCUCCUGCCCUGUGGUCUGCUCUGGUCUUCAUCUUACUGUCAUCAGAAGAAGAUCUGGAAGUGUUUGACCUGAAGAAAUACUCUGCUUCAGAGGAGGCUCUUCUUAGGCUGCUGCCAGUGAUCAAAGCUUCCAACAAAGCUCUACUAAGCGGCUGUGACCUGUCAGAGAGAAGCUAUGCUGCUCUGUCUUCAAUUCUCAGCUCUCAGUCCUCCAGUCUCAGAGAUCUGGACCUGAGUAACAACAACCUGCAGGAUUCAGGAGUAAAGCUUCUGUCUGCUGGACUGGAGAGUCCACACUCUAAACUGGAGACUCUCAGCCUGUCAGGUUGUCUGAUCACAGAGGAAGGCUGUGCUUCUCUGGCUUCAGCUCUAAACUCGAACCCCUCCCAUCUGAGAGAGCUGGACCUGAGCUACAAUCAUCCAGGAGAGGCUGGAAUUAAGCUGCUUUCUGCUGCACUGGAGGAUCCACACUGGAGACUGGACACUCUCAGGGCGGAGCCUGCUGGAGUGCAAUGGUUGACUCCAGGUCUGAGGAAGUAUUCCUGUCGCCUCACAAUCGACACAAACACAGUGAACAGAAACCUCAAACUGUCUGACAACAACAGGAAGGUGACCUUUGAGGAGGAGCUUCAGUCAUAUCCUGAUCAUCCAGACAGAUUUGAACGCUGGUAUCAGCUGCUGUGCAGAGAUGGUCUGACUGGUCGCUGUUACUGGGAGGUUGAGUGGACAGAUAGAGUUUCCACGUCAGUGAGUUACAGAGGGAUUAGAAAGAAAGGAAACAGUAAUGACGGUUUGUUUGGAUGGAACAAUCAGUCCUGGAGUCUGUUCUACUCUGAUUAUGACGGUUUCUAUGUCUGGCACAAUAACAAAAAGACAUCAAUCUGCUCUUCCUCUUUCUCUUCCUCCUCCUCUUCCUCUCACAGAGUAGCAGUGUAUGUGGACUGUCCUGGUGGUGUUCUGUCCUUCUUCAAAGUGUCCUCUGACUCACUGAUCCACCUUCACACCUUCAACACCACAUUCACUGAACCUCUUUACCCUGGAUUUGGGUUCUGGCCUGGUUCCUCCAUGGUUCUGGUUUAAAUUUAAACUGGAGGUUGUGGUUCUGUAAGAGAAACUCUGUUUAUCCGAUGAGUCAGUAUGUUCAUUAACAAACUGAUUUUCAGGUAAAUGUCUUUUUCCCAGAAUCUACAAAGAUACUGUAUUUUCCUGUACAGAGUGUAGCAAAAGUUUCAGUAAUGCAUGUAUUUACAGAAACAAGAGCAAACUCUCACAGGAGAAAAGCCAUUUUCUAGUACUGAAUGUCACAAAAGAUUUAAUGAUGGCUCUUGUAUUAAAAUACAUAUAAAGAGUCACACAGGACAUAUUAUCGAUGAGUAUAUUAGUAGGCGUGCUUUAAAAGUGAGUGUAUAAAAUGUUUUUCCAAACACUACUAUGCCUUUGGGAAUUUUGGUUCUGACUAGGAACUCAAUUUCAGUCUCUCUUUCUAUCUGGUGAUUGUCUACAACAACUUUAAUCUCUAAAUCUUCAGGAAUAUGACAAUUUCCAAAAAUCAUGUAUUUUGUUUUGUUGACAUUGAGUGAGAGUUUAUGUAUAUCAAACCACUGUUUUAGUUUCCCAAUUUUUACAACAUCCUUGAGAUUUUUCUUUGUGCACACUAUACUUGUGUCAUUGGCAUUUAAGAUGUAUUUAAAUUUGCUUAAUACUAUGUGAAUGUCAUUUAGAUAUAAUAUGAAAAGCUUCGGACCUAAUAUUGAUCCUUGAGGUACUCUGCAGCUUAAAUUUAGUAGGGAUGAUUUAAAAUGAUCCAGUCGUACGAACUGCUGCCUGUUUUUAAUGUAACUGUUAGACCAAUUCAAUGCCAGUCCUUGUAUUCCACAUCUCUCCAACUUUUUUACAAAAAUGUUAUGAUCAAUGUUGUCAAAAGUCUUUUUUAAAUCAAUGAACACCAAAUGUGAAUUCUUUAUAGUCUGUGCCACUCAUAAUUUCUUCAGUUAACUGCAUGAUUGCCAUGGAAGUUGAUCCAUUUUUUUUCUGAGACCGUAUUGAUCAUUGGACAUAAGCUUAUGUUUUUUAACGAAAUUUUCCAGCCUUGUGAGGAAUAUUUUUUCCAGUAUUUUUGAAAAUUGGCAGAGUAAGAACAAUGGUCUGUAAUUUAAUUUUCUAGGCAGUUUGUUAAUAUAUUAUCAAUCAAAUUUGAGCUAUUUGCUGUUUUUCUACUUGGUUUAUUUAUUAACGGAUGUAAGCUUAAACUGUACAUUUUAUGAGUAAAAUCAUCUGUCAUGGCGUGUUUGUUUGGGUUUUACAGAUCUUUAUUAAAGUCCCCACAUAGAAAUAUGACCUUUUUUAAAUAUUAGUGUACAUGCUUUUAAUAGUGUUUGUGAAUCUUUGAAUCUAGAAAAAUCCAAAGUGAUAUUUUUUGGUAAUUACAAAGCCAAUACAGAACACUAAAUUAAAGUUAACAAUGACUUAAUCGAAAGUAUUACAGAAAAUAUAUUCUUAGGGAUUGUUAUUGAUAGCAAACUGAGUUGGAAGCCACACAUCAGACGUAUACAAACUAAAGUUUCAAACAAGAUUUCAACCAUAAAUAAAUCAAAAUAUUUAUAAGACUACAACUAGAUGAUUUUUACUCCACACAAAUUCUAUACGAAGCUAGUGGGAACACAUUACCGUACAAUAUCCAGAAACAGUUCUUAGAAAAUUAAGGAGGAUACAAACUGAGAGAACUUCAAGGUCAGAUUGAAGAUAAGAUAAGAUAAGAACCAUAAAGAAAAGUUUCUGUGUGUGGCACUAAACUCUGGAACAAGUUAAGUAAUGAGCUCAAAUAAUGUGAAAGAUGCCAGAGAGUUUGCAAAAAACCUACUGUUUUCACCUCAGAAGAUGACAAUAGGAUGAAAUGUGAUUUUAAGUUGCUCAUACUGCUUUAAAGCAGACAUGUUCUUCUUUUGUUUGGGUAAAAGUUUGGAAUACUCAGCAGGACAUUUUGAAAAGUGGCACUAAUGAAAUAUUAUAAAUUUUUUUUUGUAAAGACAAAACUUGAGGAAUAUGUAAUGUGUAGUUAGUGUGUGGGGACAGGCAAUAAAAGCCAUCUAGGGUUGUUUCUUUUCUUUCGUCUUUUUAAGAUGUGAUAUAGGGGCAGAAAUGGAAUACAAAUGUUAUUCAGCUCAGUGCUCCUUUCCUGUCAUGAAGAUAUAUGGACUUACAAUAUGUACCGAAUAUGUUAAUGUAAUGCUCUCUUUAUGAAUGGAACAAAUAAACCAAAUCACAUAUC
Molecule: messenger RNA, 5116 nt
Organism: Oryzias melastigma (Indian medaka)
Lineage: Eukaryota; Metazoa; Chordata; Actinopteri; Beloniformes; Adrianichthyidae
Product: NLR family CARD domain-containing protein 3-like
Exons: 6
Coding region: 133-2928 (931 amino acids)
Molecular function (GO): protein binding
Source: RefSeq, a predicted model, not a curated record